Molecule: messenger RNA, 2541 nt
Organism: Gamsiella multidivaricata
Lineage: Eukaryota; Fungi; Mortierellomycota; Mortierellomycetes; Mortierellales; Mortierellaceae
Product: origin recognition complex subunit 3 N-terminus-domain-containing protein
Exons: 11
Coding region: 24-2474 (816 amino acids)
Biological process (GO): DNA replication; DNA replication initiation
Cellular component (GO): nuclear origin of replication recognition complex; nuclear pre-replicative complex; DNA replication preinitiation complex
Molecular function (GO): DNA replication origin binding
Source: RefSeq, a predicted model, not a curated record
CCCCUGUGCUUCCCUCUUCCAUAAUGGAUGAGUAUGAUUCGCUCACUGAAGCAGUCUUCCUCGUCCUACCAAAGACCAGUGGUACUAGUAAGGCUAAGGGCAAGGGCAAAGAUCGGUCUUCGGAAACCAAUGAUCACUUCAAAUUGGAUGGUUUUCAACAGCUGCAGGACGUGAACGAGCCGUGGGAAGCAACGGAGCUUCGGCACGCCCUAUUCAAUAAAACAUGGGACGAGAUAUCUUCCAGGAUCGAGAAUGUCAUGCUGAACAUGAACACGAUAGUUUUGUCUGCUAUCUACCACUUUGUUGACAGCGCAUAUACCCAAACAGCAAUAAGAGCUAUCAUGCCGAUCCAGGAGUUGCCUGCAGGACUGAUCUUUGCAGGAAUCAACGUGCCGGACCACGACUUGCUAUUCCAACAAAUCGCCCGGAUACUUUCUUCACCCACGCCACCCACUAAUGAAUCAGCACCUGCUGUUGCAAUAAAAGAACAAUCCAACAACCAUGUCGUCAUUUUGCAGUCGAAGGACUGCGUCAACUUGAAGGCUGCGCUCAAGUCCAUGAUUGAACAGUUCCUAGGACUCGGCAUCGCAGGAGCGGUGAACCCACUAGAGGGCGGCAUGAGGCUUCAAAACCACGACAUGAUUGUGCUCGAGCGGUGGUACCGAUCCGUUUGCGAUCUCCGCGAGGAACAUGAGAAAAGACCAACGCUGGUACUCAUCAUCCAAGACUUUGAGAGUUUUGACCAGGAUACGCUCCAGGACUUUAUCACCAUCUGUAGCAACUACCAGGAUCGGAUUCCAUUCGUUUUUAUUAUGGGGCUCGCUACUUCUAUCGACGCACUGCAUCAGGGCUUGCCCAAGUCCGUGCUAAGUCUGCUGCAGACCAGGAAGUUCCAGAUGCAGCAGUCGUCGGAAUGUCUAACAGCGAUUAUUGAGGAUUUGUUUAUCCAUGCAAAUGCUGGGCUUAUGGUUGGACCGUUGCCACUCAAGCAGUUGAUCGACCAGUUCAUGCAUUACAAUUUCUCAGUCGGCGGUUUUGUUGCCAACCUCAAGUACGUCGUUAUGCACCAUUUCUACGCAAAUCCUUUGAGCAUUCUUUGCGAUCGAUCGCUUUCUGCGGACAGCAAAGUUCUAAAUCUAUUGGGCAAGGGACACUUUGAUCACAUCCGGAUGCUGCCCUCGUUCCAAAGAUACGUCGAAUCCAAAGUGAAGAGUGAUCCUCAGGCUGCAGAAAUGCUGUUGCUGGACGAUGGAUUUCUGACACUCCACGUCCCAGACCUGGUCCAGGGCCUGCAGGAGUAUCAUAGGAGCUUUUCUCUUGUCUUUGAUUUCCUAUGGUUCCUUCAGUCGCGGUUCUCGCUCUCUGUGCUCAAGAAAUCGAAGAGAGCGCUGUAUUUCAUGGCACUGGAGGGCGCACUGACAGAGUCGAGCAAUAUUACCUUGCUGCUCAGUCUUGUUAGGAAGAUGAACUCGAACGACAUGAUGCUGUUUAUGGAGGACUGCGUACAGUUUUUCAAGAACUCACCUCGUUGUAGUCCCAAAAAUUCUUUACAACAGGAGAACACCAUGGACCGGGAGCUGGUCAUUCUUCAGAGUAUCCGUGAUCGUAUGGCCGCAUUGCUGGACGUUGUCAGCGAGGACUCUGUUACGAGCAGCAGUGAAGUUGAGGAUAAUGACGAACAGCAACAGGAGCAAGGGGGACGGAUGGGAUCCAUAGCAACCGAUAGAAGUACAUCGACGUUUGUUAAGAAGCGGAAACUGUUCAGUGUAAAGGCAGAAGAGACGGAGAGUCGGCAAACACGGAUUGCAAAGAAGACGAGAGAGACUGCAAGGUUACCGAAAGGCGCGCUGGGAGCGUACACGGUACUGGUGACGGAGAUUGACGACUUUAUCGCACGAUUGUUCAGGACGUACUUGGCAUGCCACAGCAGCAUUCCUCUUAACGAAAUAUUUUAUUAUUCACAAGUGGCCAUUCAGCAAAAGGCGUUUCUACCACAACCACGCGCAUCGAUCCAAACAGCUCUCGGCCAACCGGAACUAUAUCUUAACUGUGAUUGCUGCCAUCCGCCCGCUGGCUCUGCUCGCUCGUCCAAUCUGGCAGACAUGGUCCUUCCGACUCAACACGACACCUGUAUCCUUUACAAACUGUACGUCGAGUGCGGGCGGAUGAUCAACAUGUACGACUGGUUCACGGCGUUCGGCAUGAUCCUCGAGCGAGAUAUAGGAUCCAACCAGACUGGGAACGCGGGCGGUGACGCUGAGGACGAGAGCUCAUCGAAGAAAAAACGAGGAAGGGGGAAAUCAAAGGUCGAUCGCGCGGCCAAGGCGAGCCAUGAAAAGAACAUCGAGUUGGAUCAGAAGGAGGUGCAGGCGCGGUUUAUUAGCGGUGUGGCCGAGUUGCAGUUCAUGGGAUUCAUCAAGCCGACAAAUCGAAAGACGGAUCAUGUACAACGCUUGACCUGGGGAAAUAUCUAGCUGCGACGUCUUGCGCCCACAUCGACAUAAAGUAAAAAGAAGGGCAACCUUCGAAUUUUUCAUCGCU